CGUCAUCACACAAGUGAAAACGAAAUAGACGAAUACCAUAAAAAUUUGGCUACAAAUCUAUAUCUGUGCGAUAAAAUUGAUUAACAAAAAGAAAUUUGUUUGGAAUUUUGGUGGAAUAUGUUAAAACGGUGAAUUGUGUGUGAUUGAAAACGAUUUGACGACGAUUUUUUCUUUACUUAAUUCACAUUUGAAGCGUGUGUUUUGUAAAAGCGAACGCAAUCGAUUUCUUUGUGUUUUAACUCCUUUUUUGCGUGAGAUUUUUUCGUCAAUCUCUUCAAUAAAUUAAUUCAUAAUAAAUGUGACCGUUUUGCAUUUAAAACAUUCGUUUUCCCUUGACCAGCAAAUAAACAACAAAAUUUGUUCGAACACAAAUCGUGAUUGUGGUUGCCGCUUUUUUCUAUCUCUCUCUCAAGUGAUCGACAUUAAAAGUCACACCAUUAUAAAUGUUUAUCAAUGUGAAAUUCAGUGUUUUGUGGGAGAACAAUACGUGAACGCGGUUUGAAGUUUUAUGGUUAAAAGUGUGUGUUACACAUAACUGGUGAUAUUGAUAAAUACACAUUUCUGUCUUUUAUGCAAAAUAACAACAACAACAACAGCAACAACAAACUUAAUAUCAAAAUUGCUCGGUUUGUGCGUCGAAUAUUCGGAAAAUGAACUCGCCAGAUACUGGCGGCGGAACAAAUACAACUUCUGCUACGAGCAAUAGUGGCAGUGGCGAAAAAACCAAUCCAAUUAUUAAACAAAACGCAUUUCCAAUGGAUUUAGCACCGAAAAUCGCACUAGUCAAGCCCACAGACGGCAAAGGUGCCACAGUUCAAACUCAAUUUCGAACAAUAACACCGCAGCCAAUGCGAGUUGUAGUGUCAACGGGAACAGCAAGUGCACAAAUUAUUCAAACACAAAUAAUGCCACAAGCAAUGCUCAAACAAGUUGAUGCUUUAGGCAGAACACAAAUAACGGCAUUGCCAUCAAGAACCAUGGCACAAACAUCAAUUACUGUAACAAGACCGUUAACACCAAAUACAUUUAUGCCAAGAGGUGUUACAACAAAUAUAGGUUCACGUGGUGCGAUUCGAGCACAAACACCACCAUCGGUGGCAAAUCUUUCAACGAAUUUUGUUCGCGGAACAAUUCCACCACGCACACCAUCACCGGCUGGCACUGUGAUCCCAACCGCAACUACCUGGAUGACUGGCAGCCAACCUGUUCAAUUGAUUCGAGCCAACAUUGGACAAGCUCCACGAACUAAAUUUACGGCUGUUUCAAGUGCAAAUACGGGUAUUACAACCAUCUCGGCAAAUAUUGUGUCAUCACAAAGUGGAACCGGCACAAAUACCAUACAAAAUGUAUCACAACAACAAUCGAAUCAAAAUGUUUCUAGUGCAACAGCAUCGGGUCAAUCUCAAACGUAUGUUGCCACACUUGCCACAGUUCUACCACCUCGUCAUCAGACUGCAACGCUCGUUUAUAGUAAUCCACAACAAUUAGGAACAAAUGUUACUGGACCCCGAUUGGCGGUGGCCAGUCCAAUUGCAACACAGCGUCAGGUUCGACCAAUUCAAAUAAGCAACGCACGAUUACCAACAGCCGGCUUGAGCCGAGUUUCAACUGCACCCGGAUCUAUAAGUAUUCGCGGACCAGUUUUAACACCAUCAAGUGUAUUAACAACUCUUCCAUCGGGCACAAAUACAACGGCAUCCAAUUUAACCGUUGCUAAUUUACCAGCUGCUCGAAUCAUUCAAGUACAACAACCAAAUUCAGGCGGCCAAGUACUGAGCACCGGUCGUAUUACCGCAAUGACAUUGCAUCCGCUCGUUGUGAAUGCAUCAAAUGUUUCAACGGCCAAUACAGUUCGUGGGGUUAGUGCAUCAACGGCAAAGCCAUCAUUAACAAUAACUCAUGUUGGAAAGAAUCCUCAAAAUAGCGUUCAAUUAGCAACGGCAAGUUUAUCGCAAGGAGCAACAAUUACUGGUUCAGUACCAUCAUCGACUUCGGUUGUUCAACAUCAAUCGCAAUCGUCACAGCAUUCGGGAGCAGGUUCAUCGGCUCCAAUCGGUAUUGUGCCUGCAUCACAAAUUGCACAGAUCGUGAAUUUGAAUCAAUCCGGAAUUAAUGUUGGCCAUGGUCAUCAAAUUCAAAUAAUUGGAUCUCAGGGAACACAACAAACUUCAACGGUUGUGCCAUUGACAAUAACCUCUCGUGCAGCGCACACCUCAUUAAGUGGUACAUCGGUGACCACAUUGCCAGCAUCAGUUGCAACAAAUUUAUCGCAAAUCGUUCGCGGUAACGUGAAUAUUGUUACAACAGCAAAUACAAAUAGCAAUACCACAACCGUUUUACCAAUAGCCAAAGUAUUGCCACAACAACAGGGCAUGUCCAACGUAGAUCCACCUCCAAUUGUAUCGGUCGGAACGUCACAAAACGUAGUUGUCAAUGUUGUCAAUGCAAAUGCCAUCAAUAAUCGAGCGCAAUCAAGUUCUAUUAGCUCAACGGCCGUUUUGCAGUCAAUUACAACAAAUACAUCGGCGAUAACAACAAAUGUGUCAUCAAGUAAUACAGCCAUAACAGCAUCGUAUGCACCGCAAGCUGGUUCAUUUGCCGUUGUUCCUUCAUCCAAUCGAAAUAUUGUUAACAGUUCAUCCAGCGGACUGGUUUCGUCAACAGUCGUACAACAGAGCGGAUCACAACCGAUUCCAGUUCGAUUCAAUCCACAACUUAUUGUCGAUGGCAACAAAGAAUCUACAUCAUACGAUGGUUUAUUACAAAAACAGCUUGGAGGCCACCAACAGAUUUCAUACAUUUCAAUGCCAUCAAAUCAAUCGCUAGCCAAUCAACAAAAAACGGCGCAUAUAAUACCAGUAUCGGGUACAAAAUCAAAUGCUGUUGCGGUUGCGGUAUCGUCUUCACCACGAGCAACCACUAUCGUUUCUACAGCACCAAGAAAACGAGACCAUGAUUUUCGUGCAGAAGUUGUACAACAAAUACAGGCAAAUCAACGGAUAUCUUCACCAGUUUCACCCGGUUCAUCGGAUGGUUCAACAACAGUGAGUGCAACAUCAAGUCCUGGUAUUGAUCAACAAGAAGAACUGAAUGCAUUGUAUCAGCAACAUCAAAAUCAAUUACAACAUAAUAUUGGCCAACCAUUGCAGCAGCAGCAACAACAACAAGCAUCACAACAAUUACCACAAACAGCACAUUCCAUAAAUAUUUCGAAUGGAAGUGAUGACUUAACGCCACGCAAACGUCCGAGAAAACAGCAAUUCAGUGAAUAUCCGCAGGCAGCAAAGAAAUUUCAACCUGAAUUGGAUGUACAUAUUCAACCCGAACAACAACCAAUCGCUGGUUCCACUCUUAAUGAACAAGGAGUUAAUAUUAAUUAUCAAAAUGCACAAGCAAAUACAAGUGCGGCAGCUAAUUUAACGAAUCGUAAUGCAGUCAAGCCCAGCAAUGAGAAUAGUCCACCCAAAUAUGUAGACUUUUAUAUUAAACGACCAAAAGCAUGCAAUUUACUUGAUAGCUAUAAACAUUCUUGGAAGUCAACUCAUAAUCACUUUCAGCGAUACUCAGAUGUUAAACCUCGCGAAGAACGAAAACCGACUGUUGUCGAUUUAGCCAAUCAAACGCACGUUUUACAAAAGGUUAACGGAUGGAAAAUUUACCACCUAACAUCACAAAUGGAAGACCUGACGGAGCUCGAAUCACAAGUGUAUGAUAAGCUAUCAUCAAUGUUACAAUGUAUGGAAGCGCAUGAACAAAACACCGAUGUAGAUCGGGUUAAUGAAUUAAUUAAAGGCAAUAUGCAACGCAGCAAAAUUGUAUCGGACUCGAUAAACGAGGCCCGUGUACAGAUUCUAAAGGUUUUCGAUCAUAAAAGUCAUGUAUCGGAUAUCAUUCAUCGAUGUGCAUCAAAGCGAAAUUUAAAAAAACGUGAAAAAUCGUAAACUUUUUGAAUAGAACACUCUGAAUAAAAUUCAUUGUUUAAUCGA
Contarinia nasturtii (swede midge) is the source of this 3986-nucleotide messenger RNA. RefSeq names its product mucin-12 (gene Sap130). Gene Ontology annotation, biological process: negative regulation of transcription by RNA polymerase II. The coding region runs from base 651 to 3941 and encodes 1096 amino acids. NCBI's taxonomy places the organism in Eukaryota, Metazoa, Arthropoda, Insecta, Diptera, Cecidomyiidae. The record is from RefSeq and is a predicted model, not a curated record. The transcript has 18 exons. Gene Ontology annotation, cellular component: Sin3-type complex.